This is a messenger RNA of Anguilla rostrata (American eel), 2572 nucleotides long. It is a transcript of the gene nova2, whose product is annotated as NOVA alternative splicing regulator 2. Gene Ontology annotation, biological process: mRNA splicing, via spliceosome; regulation of alternative mRNA splicing, via spliceosome. The transcript has 4 exons. The record is from RefSeq and is a predicted model, not a curated record. Lineage: Eukaryota; Metazoa; Chordata; Actinopteri; Anguilliformes; Anguillidae. Bases 777 to 2273 code for a protein of 498 amino acids. Gene Ontology annotation, cellular component: cytoplasm; nucleus. Gene Ontology annotation, molecular function: mRNA binding.
CUCAACAUCUGACAGGGAUGUAUUCAGAUCUCCAUGACGUCACCCGAUGCCCUGCGCUCCGCCAGUUAGUCAGUUCAGGGAUGCUCUGUACGCAAGACUGCAGCAUCUUCAUCUGAGCGGUUCCCAAAAAUCGCAUCUCUUUCCAACAUUUUUUAUCCAUUCUCUGCAUUCUCUCCCUUCCAGACCUUCCUGAAAACCCACCCUAGCCCUUUGCACCGACCCGCAAGGAAUCUUCAUGCGAGAAUUGAAGAGCACCUAGCAAACAAUAUUUUUGUUUCAGUUCUUUUUCCGUUUUCAUUUACUUCGCCUCUUUGUUGACCACGCAUCAGCACAUAUUUUUAUUUUUAUUAUUUUUCUUUACCUAGUUUUAAGUGUUUCCACUGUGAUCGUAAAGCAUCGCCCUGUAAGAAGGUAAAAAAGCGAAAAUUAUACCGCGAAAAGAUAUAAUACGCGUGAAGAAAUCGGGGAAAGAUUAAACGUUCUAAAGCUGCACGUUUAGUGACUGGGGAAGAGGGGAGAAAUAAUUUGGGAUUUUUAUAGAUGUGACGUUUCUUCAAUCCAGCACCAAGCAUUGCCUGUCUCGAAUAAGGCUUCAGUAAAUACAUACGGCGUAUCAUUUCGGUGUUUUGAAGAAGGGUGGAUAAAGCGUAAGAGAUCUCUCUCGGAAGAGAACGGCAACGUCAGAGACGCAUUUCUAAUUCUUUAACGCCCCGCUUAUUCAAGAGCCUUUGUUUCGUGUGCUGCAUUGAGGGAUAACAGUUUUUAUCCGAGCUACUAUGAAAAUGAUGGCCGGCGGGGCAGUUCAACAGAACGGGAUUUUCUCGAAUCCUCACCAUCACAAUCAACAGCCACACAUGGAGUCGGAUCCCCCAGAUUCCCGUAAAAGACCGCUGGAGACCCCGACUGAGGCGAGCAGCACCAAGCGCACAAACACGGGAGAGGAGGGCGAGUAUUUCCUGAAGGUGCUGAUCCCCAGCUAUGCGGCCGGAUCCAUCAUCGGGAAGGGGGGGCAGACCAUCGUCCAGCUGCAGAAAGAGACCGGCGCCACCAUCAAGCUGUCCAAAUCCAAAGACUUCUACCCAGGGACGACGGAGAGGGUGUGUCUGAUCCAGGGCACGGUGGAGGCCCUGAACGGGGUCCACAAUUUCAUCGCCGAGAAGGUGCGCGAGAUGCCCCAGAGCGCCCAGAAGGCCGAGCCCGUUAGCAUACUGCAGCCGCAGACCACCGUCAACCCCGACCGCAUCAAACAGGCGAAGCUGAUCGUGCCCAACAGCACAGCGGGCCUGAUCAUUGGGAAGGGCGGAGCCACGGUGAAGGCGGUGAUGGAGCAGUCGGGCGCGUGGGUCCAGCUCUCCCAGAAGCCCGAGGGCAUCAACCUGCAGGAGCGCGUGGUGACCAUCAGCGGGGAGCCCGAGCAGAACCGCAAGGCGGUGGAGAUCAUCGUGCAGAAGAUCCAGGAGGACCCCCAGAGCAGCAGCUGCCUCAACAUCAGCUACUCCAACAUCUCCGGCCCGGUGGCCAACUCCAACCCCACCGGCUCGCCCUACGCCAACUCCGCCGAGGUGAUGCCGGCCGCCGCCGCCGCCGCUGCCGCCACCGCGUCCAGCCUGCUGGGCCAGGCCAGCCUGGCCGGUGUGGGGGCCUUCCCCACCACCAUGUCCAGCUUCUCGGGUAACGACCUGCUGGCCAUCACGUCCGCCCUCAACACGCUGGCCAGUUACGGAUACAACACCAACUCCCUGGGCCUGGGCCUCAACCCGGCCGCCGCCUCUGGGGUCCUGGCGGCCGUGGCGGCCAGCGCCAACCCGGCUGCCGCCGCCGCCGCCAACCUCCUGGCGUCCUACGCCAGCGACGCCUCCACCAGCGCCGGCCACCCCGCCGCCACCCUGGGCGGCUUCACCCUGGGCUCCCUGGCCGCCGCCACGGGGGCCACCAACGGCUACCUGAGCGCGGCCUCACCGCUGGUGGCCAGCUCCCUCCUGGCCACCGAGAAGCUGACCGAAGGGGCCAAGGACGUGGUGGAGAUCGCCGUCCCGGAGAACCUGGUGGGCGCCAUCCUGGGCAAGGGCGGGAAGACGUUAGUGGAGUACCAGGAACUGACGGGAGCCCGGAUCCAGAUCUCCAAAAAAGGGGAGUUCAUCCCAGGCACCCGGAACCGCAAAGUUACCAUAACGGGCUCGCCGGCCGCCACACAGGCCGCCCAGUACCUGAUCAGCCAGCGAAUCACGUACGAGCAGGGCGUGCGUGCCACCAACCCGCAGAAGGUGGGCUAAAAAAGGGGAUCUAAAGAGGAAAAAAUCACAAGAGAAAGAAACGGGGCCGGGGAGGGGGAAGAACACAGAAAGAGGAAAGAAGGGGAGGAGGAAGUGGAGAGGAAGUCAUCCCAAUGUUCAUGUUUUCAGUAUUUGAGAAAAAGGAUGAGGAGAAAAAAACCCACUUGGAAGGAGGAAAAAAAAGUGUCAAACCGAAACCAAGAAAAAAAGUGUAAAAUGUAAAUAUGGUUUUAUUACCUAUCCUGAUCUAACAGGAUUUUUAUUGUUUUGUUUUUUUGGUUCUCUGGACGGUGGUGAAC